Messenger RNA from Didymosphaeria variabile, 1695 nucleotides. RefSeq lists its product as uncharacterized. The record is from RefSeq and is a predicted model, not a curated record. Gene Ontology annotation, cellular component: membrane. Bases 1 to 1695 code for a protein of 564 amino acids. Gene Ontology annotation, molecular function: acetyl-CoA transmembrane transporter activity. Lineage: Eukaryota; Fungi; Ascomycota; Dothideomycetes; Pleosporales; Didymosphaeriaceae. The transcript is spliced from 3 exons.
AUGAGCAAGCGCAACGCGAAGUCGCCCAAAGAGCAGAACGGGCGGGCCGACAGCAGCGCGACCAUGAGCAGCAACAUUCUCGAACACCGGCGUAGACACGGCUCUAUAGAUCUUAGUUCGCCAGCUGGCCAGGCAGCCUCCCUGAUGCAGCGCCCAAGCUUCACCUUGGACGAUGCAGUACCACAGCUAGACAAAGAUGACGAGGGGUCGUCCAAGGGUUUCUCCGAGCUAUCAAAGAAAGAUCAGAGGAAUUUUUUGCUGCUAGUACUGUUGUACUUCUUGCAAGGCAUACCCAUGGGCCUCGCGAUGGGCUCAGUACCAUUUCUGCUUAAGAAAGCGGACGCUUCGUAUUCGGCUAUUGGAGUCUUCUCACUUGCGGCAUACCCAUACUCGCUGAAGCUACUUUGGAGUCCUAUCGUGGACGCGGUGUGGUCACCAAAGCUCGGGCGCAGAAAGAGUUGGAUCUUGCCGAUUCAGACCAUCUCCGGCUUCUCGAUGCUUUGGCUGGGCUCUGUGGUAAAUAAGAUCAUGGACUCUGCUGCGGAAAGGGAUGGUAGUGGAAUCUGGAACUUCACAUUCUGGUGGUUCGCGUUAGUUUUCCUGUGCGCAACGCAGGAUAUUGCUGUAGACGGCUGGGCACUGACGCUUCUCUCUCAAGAGAAUCUUGCUUUCGCAUCUACGGCGCAAACAGUCGGUCUUACUGGUGGCCAGUUCCUUUCUCACACAGUCUUCCUCGCUUUCAACUCGGUCGAGUUUACCAACAAGUGGUUCCGCAGCACGCCUGGCACAACCGGAUUGAUGAACCUGGACAGUUACCUUACGUUCUGGGGAUGGGCAUAUCUAGUCGUGACCUUGGGUCUGGCUCUGAUGAAGCGCGAGGAAAGGACCAAAGAGAGGGAAGGCAUCAUGGAGGUCUACCAGACCAUGUGGGGGAUCCUCAAACUCCCGAACAUUCAAAGCUUCAUCGUCAUCCAUCUCAUUGCGAAGAUCGGCUUCCAGACCAACGACGGAGUCACCAGCUUGAAGUUGCUUGCCAAGGGAUUCAGCCAGGAAGAUCUUGCCCUCACCAUUCUUAUCGACUUUCCUAUCGAAAUGUCGCUGGGAUACUACAUUGGAAAAUGGUGCCAGACGUAUCCACCCAUGCACAUCUGGUCACUGGCUUUCGUGGGGCGCCUGAUUGCGGCCGGAUUUGCUCAAUUUGUCGUCUCUAUCUUCCCUGCGGGCGGAACGACGACCUGGUACCUGCUCCUCGUCAUCUGCGAGCACGUGUUAUCCACAUUCAUGAAUACGGUCAUGUUUGUUGCGGUGUCCGCUUUCCACGCGAAGAUCUCCGACCCGGUAAUCGGAGGCACCUACAUGACUCUACUGGCCACUGUUUCCAACCUCGGCGGUACCUUCCCUCGCUACUUCGUGCUCCGCUUCGUUGACUACUUCACCGUGGCCACAUGCGAGCCGCCUACCAAGGCUCCAGCUGAGCUCAAGGGUGACCUUGUAACCCAAGCCUUCUCUUGCGCGCUGGAGGCUGACCGACACCGCUGCGAAACCGGAGGUGGCACCUGCAAUGUGCAGACGGAUGGCUACUAUGUGAUGAACAUCAUAUGCAUAAUCAUCGGGGCGGUGACCUUCUACGGGUACAUCAAGCCAGCGGUGGCGAGGAUACAAGCGCUGCCGCUGCGGGCGUGGAGGCUAUCAUAG